Medioppia subpectinata is the source of this 1398-nucleotide messenger RNA. The record is from the annotation of a GenBank genome assembly. NCBI's taxonomy places the organism in Eukaryota, Metazoa, Arthropoda, Arachnida, Sarcoptiformes, Oppiidae.
CAAAUUAACGGACUGUUUGUAGAAAUAGGCGAUUAUAAGGCAUAUAAAGACUAUGGAGUGAAUGCCAGGGACUGUGGCAUCAGAUUUACGCCCGAAUUCUUGAAUAUAAAAUAUGAUAUGAAAUGCUUUCCCAAUAACUAUACUGUGAAACAAGUGAUGGAUAUUUAUGGCCCACACUAUGAGUCCCAUUACAACCUACCGGACAGUCGUAUAGGAUAUGGUGUGGACUCCAAGUACGCUGAGGCGCCCUGGGCUGUCAAAUUAGUCAUGUUAAAAGGCCAAGAUUUGGACGGAUGGUAUUGUAGCGGAUCAUUGGUCACCACAUUAUGGGUCUUAACGGCUGCCCAUUGCUUUGAUAAUGGUAAAAUUAAUAAUGUGUGGAAAAUAAUGACCGGUAAGAAUUGGAGAAUACCGGUGGACACCAGACAUAAGGAUGUUGUGGUUAUUCAUGAAAACUACACCAAAAAUACAGAUCUCUAUGACUUGGCUUUGGUUAGACUCGACAGCGAGUUCUGGCGUCUCAAUGAUAGCCGACAUUAUCUCAUAAACACUAUAUGUCUGCCAGAAAGCGGACGAAUAAACCACGACUUAGAGUUGGCCACACUAUUCGGGUUUGGGUGGAUCGGGGAUAACGGCACUGUCCCCGACAUUUUACAACGUGGUCAAUUUAUUGUUGAGCCGUGGACUGAAUGUCCCAGAAGUCUCGACGUGAUGGAUAUCUAUGGCCCACACUAUGAGCCCCAUCGCAACCUACCCAACAGUCGUAUAGGAUAUGGUGUGGACUCCAAGUACGCUGAGGCGCCCUGGGCUGUCAAACUAAUCAUGUUAAAAAGGGGUGAUAUAAUAACGGGAACGUAUUGUAGCGGAUCAUUGGUCACCACAUUAUGGGUCUUAACGGCUGCCCAUUGUUUUGAUGGUGAUAGAAUCAAUAAUACGUGGAAAAUAAUAACCGGUAAAAAUUGGAGGAAACCGGUGGACUUCAGAUUUAAGGAUAUUGUGAUUAUUCAUGAAAACUACACCAAAAAUACAGAUCUCUAUGACUUGGCUUUAGUUCGACUCAACAGCGAGUUCUGGCGUCUCAAUGAUAGCCGACAUUAUCUCAUAAACACUAUAUGUCUGCCAAAUGCCGGACAAAUCAAUAAUGAGUUAGAGUUGGCCACACUAUUUGGAGUUCCCGCAGAGAAACGCAUAUUAAUGGUGGGAAGCGUUUACUUCAGAGCCAUGUUUUCGGGAAGUUUUGCUGAAAAUGACAAAAAAGAGAUUGAAAUCAAAGACACCACUUAUGAGGCGUUCAAAGCCAUUGUUUGGUACUUAUAUACUCACGAGUUAUCAUUUGAUUACAACGAAGGCUUGGAUUGUAAACUCGUGGCCGAUGUGUGCAAACUGGCCGACGCUUAC